CCGGUGUUAUGGUAAAUAAGGACAGGCUGCACAAUGACUUGGAGCAUAUAUGAACACAGAAUGUAAAAUGUUUGAAAGCCGGAAACAUAAUUUGGACAGAGAUGUUGAAUGAAUGUAUAAAUAAACAGAUUGAGUCAUUGUUUUCCUAGAUUCCAAACAAAAAUAAUGCCCAGUACAGGUCCACACUCUUAACUUUCUGGUAAUGAAUCUUGAAUCCUGUAUUGAAAUGUAAAAAAAUCCUGAAUCUGAAUCCAGCAGAGAAUUUUUAUCUGGAAUGAAGCACAGCUCCCUGACAGUCGGGAUUGGAAGUUAUUUGGAUAGCAUUAGAAAACAACUGAUUCAUCCACUCUGUACCCCACGGUAGACAUUUAGUAUUUGAUGGGGUUAGGUAAUUACAUUGUAUAUACAUCUACAGUUGUGUAGGUCAGAAUAGCAAUCACACAAUUUAGAAUCAAAGACUGGUGGUGUGGCUGCAGCUAUAUUAUAGCAUGGAGCAGUACAACAUCUUAGGCAGGAUAGGAGAGGGAGCACACGGUAUUGUCUUCAAGGCUAAACACACUGAGGUGGUAAACCUGCGUGAGGUAUUCCCGUACGGCUCUGGUUUUGUUCUAGUAUUUGAGUUCAUGUUGUCAGACUUGUCUGAGGUGAUCAGGAAUACCAACACCCCAUUGACAGAGGCUCACAUCAAAAGCUACAUGCUGAUGCUGCUGAAGGGUGUGGCUUUCUGCCAUAACAAUAAUAUCAUGCACAGGGACUUAAAGCCAGCCAAUCUUCUCAUCAGUUCUACGGGUCACUUGAAGAUAGCAGACUUUGGUCUGGCCAGAGUGUUUCAGAACGAAGGCAACCGACAAUACAGCCACCAGGUGGCUACCAGAUGGUACCGUGCCCCAGAGUUACUGUAUGGUGCCAGGAAAUAUGAUGAAGGUGUAGAUUUAUGGGCGGUGGGAUGCAUACUUGGAGAGCUGCUGAAUAACUCACCACUUUUUCCAGGGGAGAAUGACAUAGAACAGUUGUGUUGUGUGUUGAGAGUGUUAGGAACACCAACUGAAGCUACCUGGCCAGUGAGUAGAAAUAUUAUUAUAUUACAAUACUGA
Lingula anatina is the source of this 1094-nucleotide messenger RNA. Its product is annotated as cyclin-dependent kinase 20-like. The record is from RefSeq and is a predicted model, not a curated record. Gene Ontology annotation, cellular component: nucleus. Gene Ontology annotation, biological process: protein phosphorylation. Gene Ontology annotation, molecular function: ATP binding; protein serine/threonine kinase activity. Lineage: Eukaryota; Metazoa; Brachiopoda; Lingulata; Lingulida; Lingulidae.